This is a messenger RNA of Daldinia caldariorum, 1118 nucleotides long. RefSeq lists its product as uncharacterized. Lineage: Eukaryota; Fungi; Ascomycota; Sordariomycetes; Xylariales; Hypoxylaceae. The record is from RefSeq and is a predicted model, not a curated record. The transcript has 2 exons. Bases 449 to 679 code for a protein of 76 amino acids.
GCCUUGUAUUCAUUGUAGUUGUUGUAGUACCUAGUAGUAGUGAAGUAAUAGUCUACCUGUCAGUUUGUCUAUUAAGGAUCUCGACUGCAACCGGGAUUCGGGGCACGGACAGUCGAUCUAAGCAAGUUCCGCCAGCACAAAGCACGGAUUUCGACUUGAACCCGUUUGUAUCUCUAUGUCUCUCAAGUACCGCAGAGAAAAUGGAAAAGGCUUUUAGUUAUGAGCUAAGUGGCCUCGACGUUGUCCCACUAGGGCUGACCCACGUCCCUUUAUUACUAGGAGAUACAUGGUAAUUAGGUUGUGAAUAUGUGCUAGUAGUCAAUGCUAAUGCUGUGAUACCCUUUCACGAUCCAAUUAAUAUCCUCGGCCGGCAUUAAUACAUCAAAAACCGACCCCCCGAAGGAGAAAUUGGGUCAUUCUUACCCAUCAGCAUGUGAAGCUCAGUUUUAUGUAUUUCAUCGCAGUUUUUUUUUUUUCUUGGUUUCUUGUCUUCCACGCGCAACUACUACCCUAUCCCACACGGACGACCGCGGGUGAGUUUGUGGAGAGUGAGGAUGUUAUGUCGAUUUACCCACGCGAGACCUUGCUGCUUCGAGAGGAAUCACCCACCCUUUCCUUCCCCAUGACACGGACGGCACAAGGGCUAAACAGGGCCUCCUUGCCCCCCUGUUACCUGUGACCUGUUACCUAAGGGGUUCUCCAUAACGAACAUCGAAUUUGCGUUAAUUAUUCUAAAAAGGGGACAUGGACGAGAACGGGUAAAAGUAAGCUUGUGACAUCGUGACAUCGUGACAUGGCUUUUGAAAGAAAGCUGCGUUGUUCAAUCGAUUACCCUAAAACGUCUAAUAUUAUUUAUCAGCGGCCCUGGUAAGGUAACAUUUUUCGGUCUAGGAUGAUUCCCUCGGAGAGCGAGCCUGACUCGCUAAUGUAGCAGCCGAAACACCGAAUAGCUGGAUCCGCCAUUAUGGGAUCUUAUGAUCAUUUUCAUAGUGGUGUUUUAUCUUGAGUCAGAUAUUUGUUUGUGUUUUUAUAGAAAAAAAAAGGAAAAAAAAAAGUUCGAUAUCGGUUCCCAAUUACUUGAUUGAUAAAACUUCGAUAGCGUGCGGGCUGAUCGAUCG